This is a messenger RNA of Meloidogyne enterolobii, 1135 nucleotides long. Lineage: Eukaryota; Metazoa; Nematoda; Chromadorea; Rhabditida; Meloidogynidae. The record is from the annotation of a GenBank genome assembly.
UGACUCGCCUCUGACGCAUUAUAUGAAGCUGGCGGAACAAAGACUUUGGUCUGAAGGGGUUAUUGGCAGAAUUUAUGUUAAUAAUGCACCUGACUUUGAAGCUUAUCCGGAGAAGUUGGACAGACUGAUGCAGUUAGUUGCUGAAUUGGAAUCUACUCCUUUCUCAAUGGGUCCAAAUUCGACCCAGCUUUGGAUUCGGGAGUUCAACAAUUACCGUCAAUACUUUGCGGACAGCAAUCAAGGCUUUUAUGAUACACUUAGAGCGUUUUUGAAGAUUUCUUUUAAUAAACAAUGGUCUUCUUUUCUCCACUGGAAGCCUGGACCAAACGGCCAUGAAUACGUUAACAAAUUCUAUUUUACAACAGCUUUUAAAAUCCCAGAUUGGAAUGUUAGGACACAACUAUUACUUAUUUGGAGAAACAUCACAUCUGACUACUCUGAAUUCCAAGCAAUGGUAUUCGAUGAGAACAACUUUUUCAGUGAUCAAAUGUUGGAAUUGAAACAGACGACACUCAGUUCCUUGGGAACUGCAAUUCUGGCAAUGAUUUUAGUCUGUAUUCUUUUCAUUGCUGAUUCUGCAAUAGUAUUUUGGGUUUCAUUUAUGCUUGUUUCAAUGGAUAUUGGAGUGUGCGGAUGUCGCGAUCCUGAUGAGAGAAUAGCCGAUUCUCUAGGGGCCAUAGGCUGGCCAGUUGUACAGGCUGGUGUUUCAACCAUGCUUUGUAUUGUAGUAAUGCUCUUGGUGCCUUCCAAUGUUGUUAGAAUGUUUGCCAGGACUAACAUACUUGUUGUUUCCACGGGGUUGUUCCAUGGCCUCUUCCUUCUUCCUAUCAUCAUUCGCUCAUUUGCAUUUGGAGUGGGGGAUUCUGUUAAGGAAACCGGAGAGGGUAAUCUAAAAACAAUGUCUGGAACGGAUAUUACACAAAAUGCUUUAAUGAAUGCUGGGCAUUCAAAGAUUGCUAAAGUUGGACCUGUAGCUAAUUUGAAGCCGGACAAUGUUAAAAACAAAGAAGAAUGCGAAUUUCACAAAUCUUAUAAUCAAAAAUCAACUAAUACUUCAAAUGUGAAAGAAUCAUUAGUUAAUAAUGGGGAGAGAAUCAGCCAGAUCAACAAAGGGUCUGGUAUGUUCAUUAAUUAA